GUGAUUUUGAAUGUUGGUGCCUGGUCUGGGUAUUUGACUUACUAGGAUUUUCGACACACAGCCAUCCAAAAAAAACAGAAAAUAGUGCUGACAUCAACAAAUGCCUUGUUGAUGCCAGAGGUCAGUGGAGACUGGUUUGAAAUGAUUUAAGGCAACAUGAACUCACUGAUGUUAAUGUUGCGAAGUUCAAAUUCACUGUAGAACAAUUUGCUUGUGCAAAACUUGAAAAAGUUCAUCUGCUCACUUAAUUCAAAUAUGUGUAUAUAACUGUAUGUUUGCAUGUGUGAAUGAUUGUUUGGUUUCCAAUUUCACUUUUUGAUAGUCUUCUCUGUGCUCCAGUCCAAGUCUAUCCUGGUCUGUCUCAGGAUCUCCUAAAGUCUGUGCCUGGCUCAUGGAGUCCAUUCCUGUCCGUCCCGAGAUGUAUUGGUCUGUUCCUGCCUGUCCUGGUCUGUCCCAGUGUCUUGCUUUUGCUCUGCCCUUCACUCCCUCAAUAAUCCUGUUAGCAGAGUUUCUUUGUAAUCCUCCCUUGGAGCUCAGAUCUCUGCAGGUCUUCACAGCGUCUUCACUUUAGCUCUGUGGGAUGCUGCUGGAUCCCGACUGAACUACUCAGGAUGUUGAGCUGGGUGGUCAAAGUUGUUCCCCAGCCACCUCAGCCUCCGUCCAAAAAAGCCGAAGAGCCGGAGGAGAAACCAACUGCUGCUCUGCCUCCAGCUCCAGCACCAGCACCAGCACCAGCACCAGCUCCAGCACCAGCUCCAGCUCCAGCUGCACCACCUGAGGCGCCCCCACCUUCUCCUGCAGCCCAACAACCUGCUCAAGAAAAAAAGGUGACGUUUCAAGAUGACGGUAAAACUGAAGUUUCCAAAGCUUCAAAAGCUCCAGACGCUGACAAACCAAGCCAGGAAGUCCAGACAGCAGAGGGCAGCUGUAAACCUGAAGACAAGACAGGUAUGUUAGCAUGGUUUGCUCAGGGUUUGGAGAAAGUUGUUCCUCAGCCCGAACUGAAGAGCAAAGACACAGCAGCAGGUGGACAGUCCACUGAGGCGCAUCAGGCAGCAGCUGCAGCAGCAGAAGCUCCACCUCCAGAACCUCCACAAGCCCCAAAACCAGCUGCUGACACUGUGAAGUCUCUCAAAGAGGCAGAGCAGCAGCCCAAUAUGAUGGGCUGGAUUUUCACUGGCAUUAGUCACAUGUUACCUCAGCCUGUGCAGAAGCAGGACACAGGCAGUGGUGAAGUUCAGAACAUCAGCAUCGUGCAAAGGAGGACAGACCUGGUGCUGGAGGACAUAGAACAGGAUGAGGCAAAGCAGGAAAUUAAAGAAGAGCCACAGUCCCAGAACAAAGAGGAUCUGCAAUCAUCAAAACAGGAGCUGCAGGCAGAGGACGCAGAGACACAGGAACAGUGGACUCCAGUGAUGGUCAGCAUCAAAAAGGAAAUAGGAGAAUCGAUACUAAGUCACAUGGAGGAAAGACUUCAGCAGGAGCGUCUGGAGGCAGCCCGUGUCGCAGAGGACUUGGCCAUGAAGGCAGCUGAGGAGGCAGUCCGCCAGCUUGAGAUGGAGCAGUCCGCCAAGAUCGUAAUAGAAAUGCUGUCCAAUGAGUCCAAUGAGCAACUUCCCAACAUCCUGGAGGAGGAGAACGAGGAUGAGCUGGAGUGCCUGGUAGACAAUGCUGAGUCUUUGUCUCAAAUGGAAGUAGAGCCUACUGCCUACUCUGAACCACCAGUGGACAUCACCCACCAACCACAAGCCCCAGGAGCCCUGACCACCACCACCGCAGAGCGGGGCAACACCGAAGCAUCUAAGGAAGAAGGUGGAUGUGGAGGUAUAGAUUUGGGUGCAACUCCAGCACUAAAGGUGGAGCUUGUGGAUCAGGAUGUGGGGCAGGGGAAAGGCCGGAACAUCCCUCACAUUAUCACAACCUCAGAGUCCACUGCUUUGACUGUCCCUGAAAUGGUGUUGUCAAAACCCAGUGCUGCAGGUGAUGAGGAUGGAGAAGAGUUGAGGACUGAUCUCAAAACCUGGCCCAGUCAGGGAGACUUGCUGACUGCAGAUGGAGAGAUGCGUCCUCUGUCAGCGGCCAGUGUCGGCAGCGUUGUGAUCCAGGACCGCUUGAGUGAGCUUGUCGGGCUGUUUAAAGGCCGAACGGAGCGCCAGAAAGACCGGCUGUUGGAUCCGGACGAGUCUGAGGGGGAGAGUCCUUCCGCCUCCCCGAGCAAAGCUCCACCCCCGCCCCCUCCCCCACCUCCACCGGAGGAGGAGAAGGCAGAUGCUGCUGCUGUUGUCGAAGAAGAGGAAGAAGACAAACGGUUCACCUUUGAACUUUUAGGACACCCAGUAAUAUUUCCCAAACUGCCCAAACUUCCGCCAAUGCCCGACUGGCUCCGAGUCAUAGUGGAGUAUCGCUUCCCCUCCAGCAUCGACCCAUUCACUGACCUGAUCUAUGUGUUCUGGCUGUUCUUUGUGGUGGCAGCGUGGAACUGGAAUGUGUGGCUGAUCCCAAUCCGCUGGGCGUUCCCCUACCAAACCUCAGAAAACAUCCAUCUGUGGCUGAUGAUUGACUACACCUGUGACCUCAUUUACAUCACUGACAUCCUCGUCUUCCAGCCCAGACUGCAGUUUGUCCGUGGAGGAGACAUUGUGUGUGAUAAAAAAGCAAUGAGGGAAAACUAUAUGUCGACUGAGAGAUUUAAGGUGGAUAUCAUGAGUCUGUUUCCCAUGGAGAUAUUUUACUACUUUACAGGAGUGAACUCACUGCUGAGGUUUCCUCGUCUGCUAAAGUACCAUGUUUUCUUUGAGUUCAACGACAGAAUGGAAGCUGUGAUGAAGAAAGCCUACAUCUACAGGGUGAUCCGAACCUCCAUGUACCUCCUGUACUCUCUGCAUAUCAAUGCCUGUCUCUUCUACUGGGGCUCAGACUAUGAAGGACUGGGAUCCACUAAAUGGGUCUACAAUGGAAAAGGCAACGCUUACAUUCGUUGUUACUACUUUGCCGUGAAGACGUUGAUCACAAUCGGAGGACUACCCGACCCCACCACCGUCUUUGAAAUCUGCUUCCAGCUCAUCAACUAUUUCGUUGGUGUCUUUGCCUUUUCCAUCAUGAUCGGUCAGAUGAGAGACGUAGUCGGAGCAGCAACCGCUGGAGAGAACUACUAUCGGGCCUGUAUGGACAGCACCGUCAAGUACAUGAACUCCUAUAACAUACCCCGAGAGGUCCAGAACCGAAUCAAGACCUGGUAUGACUACACCUGGAAGAUCCAGGGUAUGCUGGAUGAACAGGAACUGCUGAUUCAACUGCCUACUAAGAUGAGAAUGGACAUCGCUGUGGACGUCAACUAUGCCAUCGUCAGUAAAGUUGCCCUGUUUCAGGGCUGUGACAGACAAAUGGUGUUCGACAUGUUGACCAGACUCAAGUCUGUUGUCUACCUGCCCGGAGACUUCGUCUGCAAAAAGGGGGAGAUUGGCAGGGAGAUGUACAUCAUCAAACAGGGGGAGGUGCAGGUGGUGGGCGGUCCUGACCUGCAGACGGUGUUCGUCACCAUCAGGGCCGGCUCAGUGUUCGGAGAGAUCAGUUUGUUGGCAGGAGGUGGAGGGAACCGUCGUACAGCCAACGUCAAGGCGCAUGGAUUUGCGAACCUCUUCAUUCUGGAUAAGAAGGACCUGGCGGAGAUUCUGGUCCACUACCCAGAGUCCCAGAAGCUGCUCCGCAAGAAGGCAAAGACCAUGUUGACCAAGGACAAGAAGCCAGAUGAGAAGGAGGGAGGUAAAGGGGCGAUCGAGGUCAUCCCACCCAGACCGGACACCCCCAAAAUGUUCAAGGCGGCACUUAAGAUGGCAGAGCAGGCAGGAAUAGAGGGGACCUUCGGCAAACUGAAGAAGGCCUACACAGCAGCAGAGACUCCUGCCUCUGUCUCUCCACUCCCUCCUCCCUGUCCUAUGCACCGCCGCUCUCCGAUCCCUCACUUUCGGGCUCAGGACGACAACGACACGGUGGCGGAGACAAUCGACAGCUCCGUCGUCAUCAGGAUGACGCCGCGUCAUGAAGGAGAGGAGACGCUCAGUGUGGAGGUGAUGCAUGUGAAGGGAGGGGAGGAGGGAGAGGAAAGAAGGGGCAAGUGAGCUCCUCCACCUGCGUCGUUAUCUUCUAGCCUGAUGAAUUCUGGUCCCACAGACUGUUCAGCUUCGUCUUCUCUGGUUGUUUAGUCGUUAAACAAUGAAACGAAACAUUUUCUUGUUCUUUUUUCAUGUCAAGAGAAGGACAUUUAUUUACCAGUGGACUCUGUUUUUUGUGAACCUGGCAGGAGGCAUCAGUACAGACAAGAUACUGCCGUUAAGGUCCACACUGGUGAGAUUUAGUUUAAAAAAACUACUACAAGGUUUUCUACUGUAGACAAAUUAGGUGGCAAGAUACUGUAUUUUUCUGUUAUUUGUAAUUUUUGAAAUAUUUAACAUUAUCUGCCAUUUUCCCCCCCAUUAAAAUGUAUAGCGUGAAAUGCCA
This is a messenger RNA of Solea solea (common sole), 4497 nucleotides long. It is a transcript of the gene cngb1a, whose product is annotated as cyclic nucleotide gated channel subunit beta 1a. Gene Ontology annotation, biological process: monoatomic cation transmembrane transport; retina homeostasis. Gene Ontology annotation, cellular component: intracellular cyclic nucleotide activated cation channel complex; photoreceptor outer segment; plasma membrane. The transcript is spliced from 34 exons. Bases 612 to 4118 code for a protein of 1168 amino acids. Gene Ontology annotation, molecular function: protein-containing complex binding; cGMP binding; intracellularly cGMP-activated cation channel activity. Lineage: Eukaryota; Metazoa; Chordata; Actinopteri; Pleuronectiformes; Soleidae. The record is from RefSeq and is a predicted model, not a curated record.